Molecule: messenger RNA, 1498 nt
Organism: Meira miltonrushii
Lineage: Eukaryota; Fungi; Basidiomycota; Exobasidiomycetes; Exobasidiales; Brachybasidiaceae
Exons: 3
Coding region: 33-1403 (456 amino acids)
Biological process (GO): magnesium ion transmembrane transport; intracellular magnesium ion homeostasis
Cellular component (GO): membrane
Molecular function (GO): magnesium ion transmembrane transporter activity
Source: RefSeq, a predicted model, not a curated record
AUAACAAUCACUAAGAUCUCUUGCCGGUCAAGAUGAGUUUGCUUUCUGGAUACAAUGCAACGAUAAGAUACUCUCUUUCCCGCAACACAUUCAAAUUCAUUUUCAAUCAUCCCAUAAUAAAGUCAUCUCACACCAUAGCCAACAAUACCCGACCUUCACAGAGGAUAGAGAAACUUAAACAACCAACGAUUCCUAUCGGCGAAGUUGUGGGCCAACUAGGAUCUUCGAGAGCAUUUCAUGAUUAUCGACAGUACACCAGAUCGGAGUCAUCUGUGAGCAAUCCUGCUAUAGUACCUUCAGCAAGUGAAAAGGAUCGGAUAAGUUUAUUCCGUGCUGGAGAAGAGGAUAGUCAGUCAAUACCAUCAUUUGAAGAAUUGAGGCCAUCGUUGAAAGAUUUAGCUCAACAUACAAAAAGUGAUGAAGGAGAUGAAAAAUCCUCAUUCAUUUGGCUAGAUGUCACAAAUCCAAGCAUUAAUGAAAUCAAAGAGAUCAGUCAUGCAUUCGGUCUACAUAGAUUAACAGUAGAAGAUGUGGUGGAAGCAGAAAUGAGAGAGAAGAUGGAAGAGUAUGAUAAUUAUACGUUCGUCGUUUAUGGCUCAUUCGAUUCGGACCCAAAAAGUGAAGUUUUCCUAGAGCCGGUCACAAUGUACAUCUUUGUAUUUCCUGGUGGGGUUGUAUCUAUGCAUGCAAAGCCACAAGCAGUCACAAAAAGGGUGAAAGACCGAUUGGUACGAUUACAGAAUCGAAGAAAGAUUACGUCUGAAUGGAUCUUGUAUGCGCUUCUAGAUGAAGCAACAGACGCAUUUAAUGAAGCAACUCGACCUCUCAAAGAUUCAAUUCGAUAUUUCACCACCAAUCUAACACAAGGCAUAAAAGGUAUCGAAGACAGUCGUACACUUCUUCAUAAAUUUGGCGAAACACAUCAAAGAGUACUUCAACUUAGAGAGCUUAUUGGCAGCAAAAAAGACGUAAUCAAAAAGUUGAUACAGCAGCACAAAUUGGUAGAAAACGACUCACAGGCAAAUGGCAGCUCAUCAGGAUUGAACGAGUACACGCUUCAUUACUCCGAUGUGGAAGAUCAUUUGAUUGCAUUUACUGAUACGUUGACCCGAUUAGAGGAGGCUUUAUUACAAAGUGAAGGGCAUUGUUUGACUCAGUUGAACAUUCAAAUGAUGCAUGCAAGUCAAGAGUCAAAUGAUGCUAUCUCCAAAUUGACAAUCUUGAGCACCGUCAUCUUACCUUUAAAUGUCGUGACAGGAUUAUGGGGGAUGAACGUGACCGUUCCUGGACAGGAUCAGGGUGAUUUGUUCUGGUUUUAUUCUCUGGUCGGCGUCAUGUCCAUUAUUGCAUCGAGCGGAUUUUGGUGGGCCAUGCGUUUUAUGCGGAAGCCGAGGAGGAAUUGACCUAAUUAAUAAUGUAUAUUGCAAUCUUCACAUCCUUUUAUGAAUACAAUAAUUGCAAUCAUACGGGGGAACUUUAACCCUUCCCUAUCCCUUCC